AUGAUGCCUAUGAAAAUAGAAGAUUUAUAGGAAACUCAUAAAAUAAUUUAUGUUCACCCUCAAAAUUAUAGAAAAUAUAGCAUGAUUGAUGAGAGAAACAGCUUAUAUGGAGUUACCGUAGACUUUAGAUUUUUAUAAGAAAUAUUGACAAAUUAGUAUUUAACAAGUUCACACUUGUUGUUCUAUUGUAACUUAUUUAGACAUGCCUAUUAACACAAAAAAAUUGCAAUUGCUCAAUGUUAUUUUUUUGCUGAAUAUAUGGAAGCAUCUACUAAAUAAAUCGAUAACUCAAUUAUUGAUACUUCAUUAUUAGUUAAGAAACACGAACUCAGCAUUAAGUAAAAUACUUAGAAUUCAUAGCAAUAAAACACUAAUUAAGAAUUAUAGUCUCAAAUUGCUAAUCCUUAACAAUAGUAGAACAUAAUUGUAAAGAACUUGACCAGCAAUAACUAAAAAUGGAACUUCCAAAUUACAAAUAUACAAUAUGUUCAAAAUACUACCAUACAAAAUAAAGAGAAAUACAAUAUUAACAAAUUAGAGAGUUUGCUCACAUAAAUGGUUAAUCAGAACGAUCUAAAAGAUAUUUAAUCUUUGAAAAAUUAAGAUUAUCUAUUUUUUCCCAUUAAUUAGCAAAAUCAACAUUGGAUUUGUUUGAUUAUUAGUCUCAAAGAAAAGAAGAUUAAGUUCUUUGAUUCCUAUAAAUAAUACUUGAAUGAAGAUAUCAUUACAGCAGCUAAAGAGAUACUCAAAUUCAUUGGAGUUACUAUGAUUUCUGAAUAUGCCAUAUCAACCCAUUUUAAUAAGUAAAGCAAUGGUUACGAUUGCGGAAUCUUUACAUUGCUUUCGUUACUCUAUACUUAUCAAAACCUACCCUAUGAUUAUAAUUAAUAAAUCGUGACCAAAUAUAGACAAUCAAUCCUAUACAACCUGGCCAUUGUGGGAUCUCAAAUAGAGGUUAGCUAAGAGUUACUUGAAAGAAUAAUUAAGCUAUAGUAAUAAUGA
This is a messenger RNA of Paramecium tetraurelia, 1002 nucleotides long. RefSeq lists its product as uncharacterized. The transcript has 3 exons. Gene Ontology annotation, biological process: protein desumoylation. The record is from RefSeq and is a predicted model, not a curated record. Lineage: Eukaryota; Ciliophora; Oligohymenophorea; Peniculida; Parameciidae. Gene Ontology annotation, molecular function: deSUMOylase activity. Gene Ontology annotation, cellular component: nucleus.